Molecule: messenger RNA, 1812 nt
Organism: Trypanosoma brucei brucei TREU927
Lineage: Eukaryota; Euglenozoa; Kinetoplastea; Trypanosomatida; Trypanosomatidae
Product: nucleoside phosphatase, putative
Exons: 1
Coding region: 1-1812 (603 amino acids)
Biological process (GO): nucleoside diphosphate catabolic process
Cellular component (GO): membrane
Molecular function (GO): nucleoside diphosphate phosphatase activity
Source: RefSeq, a predicted model, not a curated record
AUGUUGCACUCAGACCACCCCAAGCAGUCGCGCUUUUUGACGCCUUUUGUUAUUUUUCCAUUGUUUACGUUACUGACGUUGGUACUGUUGUACGCCGCAGGCUACUUCAUUGGUUUGUCACGGUACCAUUCACUUACGAGGGAUGAGCACGCUUUAGAUGCGGAUGGGCGUGACUCACGGUGUGUUUCGCAACAAGAGAUGUUGAGGAACACUCAUAAGGUGGCUGCGGGGACACUUAAGCGCCUGAAAGAGGAUCGUGAUGAGCUAAAGAAGAAACUUAAACUCCUUGAGGAAGGAAAGGGCCGCACUGGGGAGCCGGCGGCGUCAUGUGGAGGAAAAGAUGCGACCUCCAACAAUGGUGAAGGUCCGUCGGUUAAUGACGGAGGAGGAAAUAUGACUGGUAGCGCCGCCGUGAGUCUCCAACGGGCGGCCAAUCUAAUUGACAGUCUUACACACCAAACGGAAAGUUGGUUGAAAAAGGCAGCUGAUACGACACCGUCAUUGGCAGCGUGUAACAAAUCCCCAAGGCGAUACAGUGUUGUGUUUGACGCUGGUAGCACUGGCAGUCGUGUGCACGUUUACAGGUAUAACUUGACCUCAAACCCAUACGAUAACAUAGAUUCUGCACCAAAUGGUGCGCAUGCCUCGUUGCUACCCUACUUGAAGCUGGAAGAUGAACUCUUCAUUGAGAACCACGAGCCGCUGUCGGGGUUUAGCGAUCCCAGAGGAGCUGCUGCCUCUUUGGUGCCGUUACUCGACGCAGCAAAAGCCCGUGUACCAACAGAUAUGCACGCGUGUGUAGGUAUUGAACUGAAAGCGACCGCAGGGCUGCGACGCAUUGGUGCAGAACAGGCCGGGAGAGUGCUGGACGCCGUUCGUCGUGAGUUCCAGAAGGGGCCGUUUUGGGUCCACUCGGAGCUUGGGUCUGUGAGAAUCCUUGAGGGACGUGAGGAGGGACCGCUAGCGUGGCUCACGGUUAACUUCCUCAUCGGGAGCCUAAGUGGUACCAAGGAAACGGCUACUAUACUUGACCUUGGCGGAGGCUCCACGCAGGUUGUAAUGCGGCCGAAUGACCCAGAGGUGCUUGAGGGCCACGAGGAGUUCACAGACACGUUUGCCAUCAAUGGCAAGUCGAUAAAGCUGUAUCAGCACAGCUACGAGGGUAAUGGAUUGAACGCCGCGAGAGAGCAACUCCUAGCUUCUGUGGCGACUUCGGUGGCAACCGGGGGGACAACUACUGCCGCAAAGUCCGGUCCACUACGUGCUUUUCCAUGCUUUCCACAAGGAUAUGCUCAUGAGAAGAGUGGAGUUUCCAACGGUGUGGGAGGAGGAGGUGUAACACCAUCCAUGGAGGAGUGUGUAGCUCUCUUCCGGAAACAUGUGGUUCGCUCCGGUGGCGAGUGUAGUAGCAAAAGCUGUGGCUUUAAUGGUGUUUUUCAGCCCGAUGUGCGAACUGCAGUAUCUGGACCCGUGUAUGCAUUCUCAUUCUACCACGACCUCUUGAGGCCCCACAUGACAGCAGGAACAACAGUCAUCCGUCUGCAGGAUAUCAUCGGUAUCGCGAGCCAGGUUUGCAAGUCGAUGAAAUCGGUGGAGCAACUCCGUCGUGAAAAUAAGGGGAAGGUAAGUGUUCACCCCUCGCUGAGGCCUGAAUUGGAGUGUCUACAUCUGUCCUACGUAGUUGCGUUGCUGCGCGAUGGGUUUCAUUACCCUCUUGAUCAGGAGCUUCACAUCGCCAAGAAAAUUGACGGUUACGAGACGGCGUGGACGCUCGGCGCCUCACUUGUCAGCUUAGAGGAGCACUGUGUGUGA